Physcomitrium patens is the source of this 2974-nucleotide messenger RNA. Its product is annotated as ABC transporter G family member 11. Lineage: Eukaryota; Viridiplantae; Streptophyta; Bryopsida; Funariales; Funariaceae. Gene Ontology annotation, molecular function: ATP binding; ATP hydrolysis activity; ABC-type transporter activity. The record is from RefSeq and is a predicted model, not a curated record. Gene Ontology annotation, cellular component: membrane.
UUGAAGAGCACUCAAGGCCACCAACUUCAUUUAGUUCGCCAGAAGGAUAAUGGAGUUGUGUCGCACAAGCACAAGCAGAAACUUUUGGGAAGGACAAUGGUGAUGCUAUUUGGCGAGCACAUCCCAGAUGUUGCCUGCAGUUUCGGGGAUGACACGGAGUCAAGGCUAACAAAGUUGUGUAGUAGUUGCGGCGAGAGUCGGAAGACUUGGGGUGCUUUCCGGGGCUUCACCCAUGAUGAAGUUGCAAUGACGAAUCAGGCAGCAGCUGUAGUGUAUUGUGGUACUCUUUCGUUUACCUCAGGAGCUUCUUGCUAUGUACAUUGUGACAACUAAGUAUUGGAAAGGAAGGAAAUCGUGAGCUGAGCCAUAUUGAGACGAAGAUAGCAACGCACGCAGGUUUUGGACAAUACUCGCAGCGUUUUAAGUAGCAGCCAUGGAGAAGAGCUUACAUGACGAGUGUCAUGAAGGUCUCUGCACGCACAAGAAAGUUUGUAGUGAGGUUCACAGAACUGUACAAGGAGGACCUCGAUCUCUGCAUGGCGAGGUCUCCGCAACAGUAACGUGGAGGGACUUAAACGUCACAGUGUCGAACCUCAAGGGAAAAAAACGCACCGUCUUGUUCAACGCUACCGGAUUAGCUGAACCUGGGAAGCUCAUGGCGAUUAUGGGUCCUUCUGGUUCAGGGAAAACAACGCUCCUUGACGCUCUCGCAGGUCGCUGGGCUCGUAAUGCGACACAUACUGGUGAAAUUCUUCUGAACGGUCGGAAGCAACAGAUGUCAUAUGGCACUGCGGCAUACGUUACCCAGGACGACAUUCUAACUGGAACAUUGACUGUACGUGAGACAAUUCAAUACGCCGCACAGCUUCAGCUGCCAAGUUCCUUGUCGAAAGCAGACAUGAAUAAUAUCGUCGAACAAACUAUUUUGGAAAUGGGGCUUAGAACGUGUGCUGAUACAAAAGUUGGCAACUGGCAUUUGAAAGGGCUUAGUGGAGGUGAAAGACGACGACUGAGCAUUGCGGUUGAGGUCUUGACUCGACCACGCUUAAUGUAUCUGGACGAGCCUACCAGUGGCCUUGAUAGUGCUGCGGCUUUUUUUGUCACAACAAAGCUUCGAAACUUGGCAAGAGAUGGAAAGACGAUCAUAGCAUCCAUUCAUCAACCCAGCAGCGAGGUGUUUAACUGCUUUGACACCCUUUUCCUGUUAUCCGAAGGACGAACCAUUUACUUUGGACCCGCGUCUAAAGCCUUGGAGUAUUUCGAAUCUGUGGGAUUACCCUGUCCUCCGUUUCGAAGCCCCUCAGAUCAUUUCCUUCGGGCUAUCAACCCAGAAUUUGAUGAUCAAGAGCUUGACACUUCUCUGAUCAAGGACAUGGAAAGAGGUGGUGCCUUGGAGAAUAUGUCAACUGUUGAAGUUGUCAAGAUACUCAUCGAUGCAUACGUGUGUUCUGAUGCUGCGUAUGAUGCGAAUGUGAAGAUUCAAAACUUGUCAAAAAAUGGUGGAAAACUAUUGGAUCAGAAUGGUAGUCAAGCAAAAUUCAUUACCCAAACAAGUGCGCUGACACGCAGAUCUUUCCGAAACAUGCGUAGGGACUUAGGUUACUAUUGGUUGCGUUUUAUCAUCUAUAUCGCGCUCGGUGUCAGUAUUGGCAGUGUCUUUCGAAAUGUUGGCACUUCAUGGAACUCAAUCCGAUCGAGAGCAGGUUCGAUAACGUUCAUGACUGGUUUCCUAACGUUCAUGUCUAUUGGAGGCUUCCCCUCUUUCGUAGAAGAUCUCAAGGUGUUUAGUCGUGAGAGAUUGAAUGGUCAUUAUGGUGUGGGAGCGUUCGUGUUGGCUAACUCGAUUUCUUCAGCGCCGUUCCUAUUUUUUAUUUCUUUGCCUACCUCCCUUGUAACCUACCUCUUAGUGGGAUUACAUCCUGGAUUUGGUCAUUUCUUUUAUUUUCAAAUAUGUCUUUUCGCAAGUAUGUGGGUAGUUGAGAGUGUUAUGAUGGCUAUAGCAGCUCUCGUAAGUCCGAAUUACCUCCUUGGCAUCAUCAUCGGCGCUUCCGUACAGGCUGUGUACUUCUUGUGCUCAGGGUUUGCACGCCUUCCAUCAGACUACCCCAAGUUGAUGUGGAAAUACCCUAUGUUCUACGUCAGCUUUCACACAUAUUUCCUGCAGGGGAUGUCUGAGAAUGACUUUUUAGGACUCACAUUCGAGAACUACCUCAAAGGCUGGCCACGCAUUACGGGAGAGCAAGUGCUGACAGACAUUUUGCAAGUCACGGUGAGCAGGAACAAGUGGUGGAACCUUGGCAUCCUCUUCCUCAUGGUCUUCGCUUACAGAGUCAUCUUCUUCGCCACCGUCAAGUUCUCAGAGAGGCUACAACCAUGGAUCAACGGCGUGGUGCUGCCUCUGUUUCGACCAAUGGAGCCCACCGUGACUUACCAAACCAUUGCACCCGUGUCUGCAAGCCCUAUCAACAUCAUGACUCCCAUGAGGCCCCUCAUCAACGGCAGACCCUCCUCAUGAAUGCCACUCCACAUGAUGUUUUCUUCUUCUACUUCUUCUUCUGUAUUUUUUUUUAAAAACAAUCCAUGAUGUCAUUUCAGGAACUGGGCUGCUGCCAGGACCAAACAUCAUAACCCCGGCAAUGGCUGUGAGGAACUCACAAAUGAUGAGACUAGGACUCCAGGAAUUGAUUCCACGACCAGGUGUGGAGCUGCUCUUAGAAUUCAUUCAUACUAUAGCUCAAGGAAAAAUUGUGAUGCCAAUAAACAUAUUUUAGUUCUCUCCCAUUUCACCCUUCUGAGACAGAGUUAGUUGGAAUCCUGCGAUUGUUCGAAGACGUUCAACGGGUUGCUAGUGUUGGUUAUUUCUUUCAGACUUUGUGCACCUUGGUGUAGCUCUUCUAUUUCUCUGUCUUAUAUUUAUAUAUGUGUAUGUGUUUAUCAAUGUUAACAUGGUUACAUCUCUUGAGGUCUUUGGAAA